AUGAGUGAUUCAGAAUCACUUUCAAAUGAUAAUUCAGAUAAUGAAAAUUUUUCUAAUGAUUUUAUCAAAAAUAUUCUAGAUGAUAGUGAAAGUAAGCAUCUAAAAGGAAGACCGCCAGAUACUGCAAGGUUCAAAGGACCUUUAGAAACUUCUAAUAAUGUUAACAAAACUCACAAAUGUGAUUAUGCAAUGAAAGGAAGAGUAUCUGGGAAGAAGAGUAAUAUUCUCCGUAAAGAAAUUGGAGUAUACCCGGAUACUGCUGGUCAGGAUACAGCAGGACAAGAAGAAGAGUUUCCGGAUACUGUUGAGUAUCUGGAUAUUGCUGGGCAAGAGAAGCGCCAGGAUACUGCUGGGCCAUAG
Molecule: messenger RNA, 360 nt
Organism: Funneliformis mosseae
Lineage: Eukaryota; Fungi; Glomeromycota; Glomeromycetes; Glomerales; Glomeraceae
Source: the annotation of a GenBank genome assembly